AUGGCGAGCCCCGGCCUGGGGCUGCUCCUGGCGCUCGGCCUGCCGCUGCUGCCGGCCCCCUGGGACCAGGCUUGGGGACAAACACUCCCAGGAAAUGAGAACAGCACCAUCACACCCACCAACCCUAAUUCCAAUGGAGGCCUAUCCCAGGAUGCCAUCACGGCCAUCAUUGUGGUCUUCUCCAUCCUGGGCGUCCUGGUCCUUGCCGUGCUGCUGGCACUGCUGGUGUGGAAGCUGCGUGAGAAACGGCAAACAGAGGGCACCUACCGGCCUAGCAGUGAGGAGCAGGUGGGUGCCCGCGCGCCACCACACCCGAACCUCAAGCUGCCACCAGAGGAGAGGCUUAUCUGA
Molecule: messenger RNA, 351 nt
Organism: Elephantulus edwardii (Cape elephant shrew)
Lineage: Eukaryota; Metazoa; Chordata; Mammalia; Macroscelidea; Macroscelididae
Gene: CRB3
Product: crumbs family member 3
Exons: 3
Coding region: 1-351 (116 amino acids)
Source: RefSeq, a predicted model, not a curated record